AAUGCCGCGUGCUGACGCCUAAAUUGCGCCUUUUUCAAGUUUUCAAGUCUGCGUGAAGAGAUAAAAGUGUAUACUGUAGUGCUAGGAAUAGAGAUCGACAAAAUGUAUGCCGCAGUGAAGCCGCUGUCGAAGUACUUGCAAUUCAAGUCGGUGCACAUUUACGAUGCCGUGUUCACCAUCCACUCAAAGUGCACGGUGGCCCUGCUGCUGGCCUGCUCUUUUUUGCUCUCCUCGAAGCAGUACUUUGGCGAUCCCAUCCAGUGCAUGCGCGACCACAACGACAUGGACUUUAUCCACGCCUAUUGCUGGAUGUACGGAGCCUACGUCAGCACCAACAUAACGGAGCCGCCAACUCCAUUUGGUCACGAGCGCUGCAAGCCGGGUGGAUAUGGUGGAACAGUGCCCUUGGCCCAGCGCCGUUAUCUACGCUACUACCAGUGGGUCGUGCUGGUGCUGCUCCUGCAGUCGUUUGUGUUCUAUUUGCCGGCAUUUUUGUGGAAGAUCUGGGAGGGCGGCCGCCUGAAGCAUCUGUGCAUGGACUUCCAUCAGACUGCAGUCUGCAAGAAGCGGAGCAACGCUCACUUGCUUGUACUGGUCAAGUACUUUACGAGCGACUACAAGGAGACGCACUUUCGCUACUUUGUCAGCUAUGUGUUUUGCGAGAUCCUGAACCUGGCGAUCAGCAUUGUGAACAUGCUACUUUUGGAUGUGUUCAUUGAGGGUUUCUGGACUCAUUACGUGGACGCUUUCCUUGCGGUCUACUCUGGCGACUGGCACAUGUGGAGCAGCAUCACCAAACGCGUAUUUCCCAAGUGCGCCAAAUGUGAGGUAGUCAGAUUCGGUCCUAGCGGAUCGGACUCUUCAAUGGACACCCUUUGCCUGUUGCCCCUGAAUAUUCUAAACGAGAAGAUCUUUGCCUUCUUGUGGGUCUGGUUUAUGGCAAUGACAUUUCUGGCUGGCCUCAAGCUCUUCUUCCGCAUAAUUACCAUGUGCAAUGGCUGCAUACGCUUCCACAUUAUGCGGGCCAGAGCACGUCUCAUGCCCAAGUCGCAUCUACAGCUCGCCCUGCAAAACUGCAGCUUUGGCGACUGGUUUGUCCUGAUGCGUGUGGGCAAUAACAUUAGUCCCGAGAUGUUCCGUAAGUUGCUCGAAGAGCUCUACGAGGCCAAGUCCCAGCGCAAGUUGCCGCCUGGAGCGGACGAAAUCUAACCAUGAUACCCAUUUAAAUUUCUGACAUUUUCCUAUCAACAAUGAAGUUGUUUCUUUUGUUUUCCCGCGUGGUUGGACAAGUACUUUAUUCAUUCAUAUUCAUAUUGUUAUAAUCUACUCCCUAAUCGAUAUGUAAGCAUUAUCGAGAUUGUAUUCUACUUGUUUAUUAUCUCAAUUCAAGUUCCUUCUUAGCUAAGCAAAAUGUUGCAUUUACUUACACAUACUUUAUAACGUAUAUUAUUGAAUAUAAUUUUGUAACUUUA
Molecule: messenger RNA, 1472 nt
Organism: Drosophila obscura
Lineage: Eukaryota; Metazoa; Arthropoda; Insecta; Diptera; Drosophilidae
Gene: zpg
Product: innexin inx4
Exons: 3
Coding region: 103-1209 (368 amino acids)
Biological process (GO): phototransduction
Cellular component (GO): gap junction; plasma membrane
Molecular function (GO): gap junction channel activity
Source: RefSeq, a predicted model, not a curated record